GCCCUGGGUCCGGCCGCGGCGACAGCGGCGGGGGCGGCGGCUCGCCUCCCGCGCAGCCGCGAUGCUGAGCUCCCGGGCCUCGGCGGCGAUGACCGCGGCCGACAGGGCCAUCCAGCGCUUCCUGCGGACCGGGGCGGCCGUCAGAUAUAAAGUCAUGAAGAACUGGGGUGUUAUAGGUGGAAUUGCCGCUGCUCUUGCAGCAGGAAUCUAUGUUAUUUGGGGUCCCAUUACAGAAAGAAAGAAGCGUAGAAAAGGGCUUGUGCCUGGCCUUGUCAACUUGGGGAACACCUGCUUCAUGAACUCCCUGCUGCAGGGCCUGUCUGCCUGCCCCACCUUCAUCAAGUGGCUGGAAGAGUUCACCACCCAGUACACCGGGGGUCACAAGGAGCCCCCCCAACACCAGUACUUAUCGUUGACGCUGUUGCACCUCCUGAAAGCUUUAUCCUGCCAAGAAGUCAUUGACGAAGAGGUCUUGGAUGCAAGCUGCUUGUUGGACGUCUUAAGAAUGUACCGAUGGCAGAUCUCUUCAUUUGAAGAGCAGGACGCCCACGAGUUAUUCCACGUGAUCACCUCGUCACUGGAGGAUGAGCGGGACCGCCAGCCCCGGGUCACACAUCUGUUUGAUGUGCAUUCCUUGGAGCAGACAGAAGUAACUCCCAGACGGAUCACCUGCCGCACCAGAGGGUCACCGCAUCCCACAUCCAACCACUGGAAGUCUCAGCAUCCUUUUCACGGAAGACUCACGAGUAACAUGGUCUGCAAACACUGUGAGCACCAGAGUCCCGUUCGAUUUGAUACCUUCGACAGUCUUUCACUCAGUAUUCCAGCUGCCACUUGGGGUCAUCCGCUGACCCUGGACCACUGCCUUCACCACUUCAUCUCGUCGGAAUCUGUGCGGGAUGUCGUCUGUGACAACUGUACGAAGAUUGAGGCAAAAGGGACGCUGAAUGGGGAGAAGGUGGAACACCAGAGGACCACAUUUGUCAAACAGUUAAAACUGGGGAAGCUCCCGCAGUGCCUGUGCAUCCACCUCCAGCGGCUGAGCUGGUCCAGCCACGGCACGCCCCUGAAGCGGCACGAGCACGUGCAGUUCGGCGAGUUCCUGAUGAUGGACAUCUACAAGUACCACCUCCUGGGGCACAAGCCCGGUCACCGCAGCCCUGAGCGGUGUGAGAAGGCAGGGCCCGCGCCGGAGCUGCAGGACGGGCCGGCAGCCCCCACGUCAGUUCACAAUCACCCGGGGGGCCCCAAAACACAGAUUUUCAUGAAUGGCGCCUGCUCCCCGUCCUUGUUGCCUGCCCUGCCGACCCCCAUGCCUUUCCCCCUCCCAGCUGUUCCUGACUACAGCUCCUCCACAUACCUCUUCCAGCUGAUGGCCGUGGUCGUCCACCAUGGGGACAUGCACUCUGGACACUUCGUGACCUACCGGCGCUCCCCGCCCUCGGCCAAGAACCCCGUCUCCGCCAGCAGCCAGUGGCUAUGGGUGUCCGACGACACCGUCCGCAAGGCCAGCCUGCAGGAGGUGCUGUCCUCCAGCGCCUACCUCCUGUUCUACGAGCGCGUCCUCUCCCAGGUGCGGCCGCAGGGGCGGGAGCACAAGUCUGAGGAGUGACCCCGCCCCGCCCCAGGGCUGCAGAGCCGCCGGUCCCAGCCCUGCGUGUCUGUUCCUGUGUGUGGCCUGUGUGCGCGUGCAAGCAGCCCCGCUAGAGUCCUGCGGCCUCCUGGUGUGGCGUAAGAACAGGCUCCACAGAGGAGCUGGCGGCCCCGAUUCACACCAGAUGAGGCCCCCACUCCCUCCCCGCACAGCUUGCCCAUGGGCACCAGAGCGGCAGCACCGGGCGCCAUGUGUCUAGACCAUGUCUUGUCACUCACCUGAUACAGGUAAUUAAAGGAAACCAGACUCCAGAAGCCACCUUUUUAAAAUAUAUUCUGAUGCUUCAGGUGUUCUCAAAGGGGAGUUAACUCUGUCUGAUCCUCCAGGGCUUCAGCGUAGAUCUUUUAUUUUUAAUAAGCAAGCAAGGCCCACGAAAAUGGAUGAAUUAGUGAAAUCAUUAAAGGCAACAAUUUCAAAGAAAAAAAAGUGCCUUUCACUCUCAACUGCUUUUGUAGCACGUCCCUUCUAGAAAACAGACCUCAUCUGGGAGUCACGAACAAUUUUUGCAAAGCUCUGAUCCUUCCAGAGUGACCAAAUGGAGAGCAAAGGGACAAUUCAGAAGACACCUGGCGCACACCCGCCUUCCCCUUUUGUAUGUCUUUUUCUAACCUUUCAGAGUCUUUAUAUGUAGUGAAAGCUCACCUGCCAAACCUGCCCCUUAGGGGAAUUCUUUCUCUACUUCAUCAGUGACAAGUGACCAGCUUCCUCACUGCUGUCAUCCUGUGUGUCCUGGACUCUGAGAGGCGUGGCCACCGCUUAUAUAACCGCCCGGACAGCCAGGACCUGGCAGCCUCUGCACUGUACCCACGACCACCCUGCUCCGUGGAAAGCCCUUUCUCAUGCUGGGACCCACCGUGGACCAUUACUCUCAUUUAUUUAUUGCCCACGUGGAGCUCCUGAGGUUUACAGGUGGAGCCAGGGGCCAUGACAGACAGACAGACAGACAGACAGACAAUCCCGGCCUCUGCGUGAGAGCUGGAUUCAGAAGGAAGGGUGCGGACCUCACUCAGGGCCGCCACCUCUCCACACCUCAGUUUCCUCAUCUGUAAAGUGAAGAGUUCGAUUCCACGGCAGUCAAAGUCCAGCCCGUCCCACAGAAAAGGAAGAAAGAAGUUUAAGAAAACUUUUGAAACAUACAACAGUGGCUGAUACCUAGUCCCAUCAUCCUGUCCUAGAUCCAUAUUCUACAUGUGUUGGUUUCCAGUACCUCAUACAGAAGGCCCCAUCUGAUCAUCCUCCCCCGUCCUCAGGUAAGUCUCAUGAAGGCAGCCCAGGGCCAAAGGAAUUUCGAGGACACAGCAGUAUCUAUGUUUUAGCUAGAUUUUUUUUAUUUAGAAAAGAAAGGAUACCCAAUCCAGACUGACUCCUCAGAGGUAAGAUUUGGAAUCAGGUGUAUCCAGGUCACCUGAGGUCAGGCUGAGGACCAUGUUUCCCCAGGUGGGCGGGCUAGCGACACUCUCAGACAAGACCUUGGUGUCAGGUGAACCUAUUGGCGGCCCGGACGGUCCCGAGGUGUGUGCGCGUCCCGAGGACUGGGAAGUCUUGCUACAGACAGAAGCAGACUGUGAAGUUUCUCCAGA
Messenger RNA from Dama dama (fallow deer), 3234 nucleotides. RefSeq names its product ubiquitin specific peptidase 30 (gene USP30). Gene Ontology annotation, biological process: protein deubiquitination. The transcript has 13 exons. The record is from RefSeq and is a predicted model, not a curated record. NCBI's taxonomy places the organism in Eukaryota, Metazoa, Chordata, Mammalia, Artiodactyla, Cervidae. Gene Ontology annotation, molecular function: cysteine-type endopeptidase activity; cysteine-type deubiquitinase activity. Gene Ontology annotation, cellular component: cytosol; nucleus. Bases 62 to 1612 code for a protein of 516 amino acids.